Molecule: messenger RNA, 2019 nt
Organism: Cyclocybe aegerita
Lineage: Eukaryota; Fungi; Basidiomycota; Agaricomycetes; Agaricales; Hemipholiotaceae
Source: the annotation of a GenBank genome assembly
AUGCCCCGAAAAUCCGACGCCUCCGGGAUAUUGCGACGCGGCUCAGCCUGUCUGUCGUGUCGGAGAAGGAAAUUGAGGUGCGAUGGCCUUCGCCCCGUAUGCACACAGUGUACCACCAUGAAACGAGCCCAUGAAUGCAACUACGACGACAGCGCGCGCAAGAGUCGCACCCAAACGCUACGCGAAAAGCUCUUUGCUCUUGAGGCCAAAGUGCGGGAGCUCGAGUACCAGCCUGGUUGUUCGUCAAUCCCUUCGUCUUCCUCAAGUUCUGUCAGCGACUCCACCCCAUCGCCCCUACUGAAAGGCUACGAUGAUCUCUCUUCCCAGUUCAUGUUGGAUCCCUCCAUUUUCCCGACCGACCUAACAGCCUGGGACCCCAACGUUUUUGACUCCAUGUUUACGACCUCGAUACCAUCCUCUUUCCCUGAUGAUCAGAGAUUCGACUCUCCCCCAUUCAAUUUCUCAGUGCACUCGUCUCCUUCUGGAUCCGAUGGGUCUAUCUCGCUCCCGUUAGGCGGCGCGGUCUCCUCGCCCUCGGGCAGGGAUGCACUUCCUCCGAGCGCCAAUCCCAUUUACUUCAUGGACCAGACCUUGUAUGACGGCUUGCCGGACCGCCUAUUUGUCGAUCCAGAAAUAGCUCUGACUCCAGAAGUCCAGCAUGUUCUUAUCCGCUCCUUCGUCGACCAUCGCAAGCAGUACUGCUUCUACUCCAACUCAGAGCGGUUCGACCCUUCGCGGACCGCGACGACGACUGGGGCGAUCUACCAACACCAGGUCCCCGCCAAUCCCUCUUUAAUUAACGCCAUUCACCUUCUGGGAUGCUUCUUCACACGGGCGCCACUUCCCCAGGGACUGGAGCAGCACCUACUGGAACAGACCUUGCGUGAAGUGUCACGCUCCCUGCACAACCAAGAGCAGCUGAUCGACGUCGUACAAGCUCUGACUUUGCUCGCCCAAUACUUCUUCUUCAACAACAGAGGCAUGGAGGCGAACCGGCACCUGUCCGCCGCUAAACGUAUAGCGCUCGAUCUGAGGUUGCAUCAGGUGUCGCAUCCUGACCUGGCGACGUUCCCGUUCGACCUGGACUAUCCCUUUGAUUCGCCCAUGCAAGACUGGAAGGAGAAGGCUGCUGUUUUCUGGCAGUUAUUCAUGGUCGAAAGGUUCUGGGCUACGACAAACGACUGCACCGCCGGUCAGCCAGAGUUGGACUCGCCGUGUCGCAACAUCGCGACGCCACUCCCAGUGCUCGAUGGGGCUCAAAUGGACACGACACUCAGGAAUAGCACCAUCCGUGCAUUUUUCGACACCGACGAUGAUAGUUUCCAUGCGUCCUCACUGUCCGUAACCGCUUUCAAGAUCAUGGCUUCCUCUCUUUUUGACCGCUCGAUUCGCGUUAACAACACAACGCUGCGCGACAACGCGACAUGGGCGUACCACAGAUCUGCAGAGGUGGCCCUGACGAGGCUGCUAAGGCUUGUGCCCCCGUUUCUGCGCAAGGAUGCGCACUACCCGUCGGCGCCGUACUUCGACACGGACCUGUUCACGGUGCACGCCCUCAUCUUCGCGUCGACGAUCCACCUCCAUCUCGACAAUGCGAUGAACCUCAAAGCCUCGCUCGCGGCCAAGAAGCUCGUCGAGCUUGUCAAUAUUCUCGUUGAAGACGACUACCACUACCUUGAUCCUUCACUAGCGAUUUGCCUGGUCUCGAUCAUCAAACUGUUUCGACGAAUGAUCGAGAGCACGGCACAAGCGCAGACGAAUGGCGUUGGCGGAUCAAGUGCGCCGUACGCAUUAGCUUUCUUGAAACGCUGUGUGGAGAUUCUCACUUCGGCCGUGCAAAAUAUGAGUGGGAGUACCCCAUUUGCAGACGACCUCUUCGCAUCUCUCGGCGAAGUACCCGCGCCACACCACUCGAACAUCAGCCCCAUCAAGCAACAGCCCCCAUCUUCGAGCUCGUACAUCUACCCAGAGAGCAUCAUCUUAACAACUCCUUACGGAGUAGUCGACGGCUACUCAUAA